CCCUAGUAGAAAAGCCCAAGCUAGAUUGCAGCACACGCGACCUUGGCGCAACUUGAGGCUACUUGAGAAGACUUACGAAAGAGCAACUGCCAAAAUGAGUGACAACGAAAAGGAAUUCGUCGGUCGGGAGUCCCGCUCAGCGUCUAGGAGUGUUAGCCCCAGGCGCUCUGGCAAGUCUGCCAGCCGCUCGCCAGCACACUCCCCUGCCCACUCCAAGGAGGACUCCCGCCACUCCCGCUCUAAAUCCCGCUCUCGCUCCAGGUCGAGGUCCAGGUCUCGUUCUCACCGGAGCUCCCGCCGGUACUACAGCAGGUCUCGUUCUGGCUCUCGCUCUCGCCGCCGCCGCUCACGCUCGGGGAGCCGCGAGUAUGGCCGACGCCGCAGUCACAGCCGCUCGCCCAUGUCCAACCGCCGGCGCCACAUCGGGAACCGGGCCAACCCUGACCCAAACAACUGCCUUGGCGUGUUCGGUCUGAGUCUGUACACCACGGAGAGGGACCUGCGGGAGGUGUUCUCCAAGUACGGCCCGCUGGCUGAUGUCAGCAUUGUCUACGACCAGCAGUCGCGCCGCUCCAGGGGAUUCGCCUUCGUCUACUUUGAGAACAAUGAGGAUUCCAGAGAGGCAAAGGAGCGUGCCAAUGGAAUGGAGUUAGAUGGUCGCAGGAUCAGGGUUGACUACUCAAUCACAAAAAGACCUCACACCCCCACCCCUGGGAUCUACAUGGGAAGGCCCACAUAUGGUGCCCCCAGCAUGUCGUCGUCUUCUCGUUCUUCGCGAUCUUCACGCGAGUAUGACCGUAUGACAUCGGGGCAAUUUAACGGAGAAUACUACAGAUCUUAUAGACGGAAGUCCCCAUCUCCUUAUUACGGCCGAGGGGCUUACAGAUCCCGCUCUCGCUCGCGUUCUUACUCUCCCCGUCAUUACUGAAAGAAAGGAUAAUGUGGUGAUCGUUACUUUACCCAGAAAGGAUCAGUGGUGGUCUGUGACUUUUGGUGUUAGGUUUCAUUCUUUAACUUUAUGCUAUCGUUUUAUGUAUCCGAGUAUGCGCAUGUAGUUCCGGUCGUGACAUCAGAAGUGAAUUGCUGAUUUUUUUUGCACUCGAUGUCUCAUGGAACUGGUUUCCCUUUGUAAUGUAAGGCUUCUGUGAAGGUGUAGAGAGCACACAACCUACAGCUCUCCCGUUUGUAAUGUGUAUAUAUUUCAUGUAGCCUGUAUUCACAAAAUAAACUGCGUCUUUACACGUUUUA
Alosa alosa (allis shad) is the source of this 1248-nucleotide messenger RNA. Its product is annotated as transformer-2 protein homolog beta-like. Gene Ontology annotation, cellular component: spliceosomal complex. Gene Ontology annotation, molecular function: RNA binding. NCBI's taxonomy places the organism in Eukaryota, Metazoa, Chordata, Actinopteri, Clupeiformes, Clupeidae. Gene Ontology annotation, biological process: positive regulation of mRNA splicing, via spliceosome. Bases 95 to 928 code for a protein of 277 amino acids. The record is from RefSeq and is a predicted model, not a curated record. The transcript has 9 exons.